Molecule: messenger RNA, 947 nt
Organism: Nannospalax galili (Upper Galilee mountains blind mole rat)
Lineage: Eukaryota; Metazoa; Chordata; Mammalia; Rodentia; Spalacidae
Gene: Snrnp25
Product: small nuclear ribonucleoprotein U11/U12 subunit 25
Exons: 5
Coding region: 281-676 (131 amino acids)
Biological process (GO): mRNA splicing, via spliceosome
Cellular component (GO): U12-type spliceosomal complex
Source: RefSeq, a predicted model, not a curated record
CUUUCCCAGCGGCUGGCAGCCUCGCACGUCUCAUUGGUCGCUGAAGCUACCGUCCCAGGGCAUUAAUGGCAGGGGCCGACACAGGUCCUUCGCAUUUAGCCUCUCCACCUGGCGGGUAGUGCAGCUGAAGAGAGCGGGACCUGCAACACCUGGGCAGCAGCUGGCAGCCCUGGAGGACCCGGAGGCCGCCGGUCGCCCCGAGGCACCGGAGGACGAAGAGGAUGAAGAGGAGACAUUGCCGCACUCCGAGGCCGUCGAUGUGUUCCAGGAGGGUCUCGCCAUGGUGGUGCAGGACCCGCUGCUCUGCGAUCUUCCCAUCCAGGUUACUUUAGAAGAAGUCAACUCCCAGAUAGCACUGGAGUAUGGCCAAGCAAUGACAGUCCGAGUGUGCAAGAUGGAUGGAGAAGUAAUGCACUCCCACAUGUCCAUGGUUGCAGCUGUGGUCGUCGUGCAGAAUGCCACGGUCUUAGACCUGAAGAAGGCCAUCCAGAGAUACGUGCAGCUAAAGCAGGAACGUGAAGGAGGCAUUCAGCACAUCAGCUGGUCCUAUGUAUGGCGAACAUACCAUUUGACCUCAGCUGGAGAGAAGCUCACAGAGGACAGGAAGAAGCUCAGAGAUUAUGGUAUCCGGAAUCGAGAUGAAGUUUCCUUCAUCAAAAAACUGAGGCAAAAGUGAACCCAGACAAGGACAAUUAUUCUCUGGUGAUCUGGAGUCUCCCAGCAAGAUGGAGCCCUCUCCUGAUACUCGCAGAAAAGGGUGUUGGGGUAGCUGCAUCCCUGGUGUGCCUGUAACCCUGGUGUACCCAGCUGGAGCUGUCAGCAUGAGCCCUGAGGCCCUGAGGACUAGGAUAGGAUGAGCCUCUGUCUCUUGCUUGCCUAUGAAUUUGACCCUGAAGAUCUCACAUGGCUAUAGGCCUGGCCCACUGAAUAAACCUGUUUGCUUUGUA